This is a messenger RNA of Hyphopichia burtonii NRRL Y-1933, 2113 nucleotides long. Its product is annotated as TLD domain-containing protein. NCBI's taxonomy places the organism in Eukaryota, Fungi, Ascomycota, Pichiomycetes, Serinales, Debaryomycetaceae. The transcript has a single exon. Bases 65 to 2050 code for a protein of 661 amino acids. The record is from RefSeq and is a predicted model, not a curated record.
UUUAUAAGUUUUUGUUCUUAAAUUGAAAACUGUUCUUCAAACCAUAGGAAACACUUCAAUUGAUAUGGGUCAAUCUGCAAGCUCCCUGGAUAUCAAUUCGGGAACAUUGAACCAAAACACUACACUUGUGCUGUUUACGAGAAAACAAGUAAUUGACUACUUCUUGCAAAAAUGCAUGGCUAAACUUACUGCCUUGGAAAUUAAAGCGCUAACAACCAAAUUGAAUAUAACCAACUUAAACGAUGCUAGUGUGAUAAGCCAUAGUGACCUAGCGUUUUUGUUGGGGAUUCUGCAUGAUAAACUGAAAGAUAAUGAUCUGUUAAAUCCCAAGUUCGGCUACGUAGUAAAAAUAUUGUAUAAGUCUUUUAAAGUGCUUUCAAAAUUUCCGUUUUUACAAGAUUAUCAUUCUGAAAAUAGUGGACUUACGUUGAAGGAUUUGAUACUAGCUUCAUUCUUUCACUCCGGUCGUUAUAAAAAAACCCUAGGUUCUGAAUAUGACUAUUUGAAGUUAGUCUUUAUAUCAUUCAGUUACGCAAGUUCUUCGGAUGAUGAGGAAGCUCCUAUUAAGGAAAAGCUGACGCCAGAAACCAAAUCUGCAAUUGAAAAGCCAAUGGUAGCGGAGGAAUACGUACCUGGAGAUCUAGAGAACUAUGUGAUUGAAGUCGUUCAAGGAGCGAAGGACGAAGAAUAUAACACCGCUCAUCGGAUCAAGUGGUCAACCAUGAACCAAAUCCAAUCCUUUGAUGAGAUUGAUGUUGAGGAAUUAGUCAUAAACUCACACGAUUUGGUGCAGCUAUUCACCUUUUUCUUGAUUAUUAUAUCUGUUCCUAAGAAAAAGCAUAGCUUGAUGCAACAACAAGUUAUAAAUAGCAUUACAAAACAAUGGGACUCUUUUGAAGAAAGUGCAAUAUCUUUGGUUCGUUAUAUAGAUGUGGAUUUGAAUAUUGGUAAUUUGAAAUCGAGUUCCGUUGCUUACCAGGAUUUUAAGAAAGGCAUCGAUAAUAGUUUUGACAAGUUGUUUCAGAAUGGUUUUAAUUCAAUGUUUAAAAAUGGCUUGUUUUCCUCAGUACAAGCUGAAAAUGAACCCGAUCCUGGGCCUUCUGAUCCUGUUAAGCCAUUUAAUAAUAAUAAUACCUAUCCACAAAAAAAGGGUAAGCAAUUUCCCAAAUUUGAAGAAUCAAAACUUGUCAAUCAGGCUUCUCUUUCUCUUAUUUCUAACUGUCUUGAAAAUAUUGGCUCUGACGUUAACAUCUCAACUAAUAAUUUGGUUAAACUUUAUAGAGGAUCGGAGAGUGGAUUCUCGAUAAGAUCUCUUGAGCUGAAAAUUUUUAAAUGGCAAGCACCAACUCUUUUCUUGGUCGGCGGGAAAAGGCUCAAACCGAAAACGAUUCAGAACAACAAAAGGUAUCAGCAAUUUAUUCAAGAAUAUCCCCGAUAUUUCAGAACAUCCGAGGAAUCUAAAAGAAAUUGGCAGAAUGAUAAUGAUUAUAUCACUUAUGCAGUUCUUGUUAAACAACCAUGGCGUGCAUCCAACAAGCGUAACUUUGGUGAUGAAAACACCGUUAUAAUUUCAUUAUCUCCUCGUCUUGACUACUAUAAGAGUAUCACCAACAGUCUGAAGGGUGAACUGAUAUACUUCAAUAACUUAGGUCUUGGAUUGGGGUUUGGUAACGAUCAACCUAUAAAUAAAAACAAUAUCAAAAAAUAUUUACCGGGUGAUGUUUCACUCACAGUUGAAGCCAAUUUAGAGUUUGCGGUUUUCAGACAUAUUGCAAAUAUUUCAUCCAAUGCUUCGUCGUAUUUUCAAAAAUCACAGCAAAAACAAGUUUCUAAGGAGGACUUUGAAGACAGAUUCAUGAUAACGGAUCUUGAAGUUUGGGGUGUUGGAUCAACACAAGAACUUGAAGAACAACGGAAACAAUGGGAAUGGGAAGAAAAACAGGCGGAAGCAAGACAAAGCGUUAAUCUAAAAACUAUGAACGAAGAUCGUGCAUUCUUGGAGAUGGUAGGUUUGGUAGGUAAUAACAACGCUAGUGGGGGAUCAGUCUAAUGAAGUCGUCUUAUCUUGUGUAAUUGCUAUUCUAUGAAUGCUUUUAUGAAUUCUUCAUAUAAC